Molecule: messenger RNA, 1160 nt
Organism: Ostrea edulis (European flat oyster)
Lineage: Eukaryota; Metazoa; Mollusca; Bivalvia; Ostreida; Ostreidae
Exons: 4
Coding region: 1-768 (255 amino acids)
Source: RefSeq, a predicted model, not a curated record
AUGGCCAAUCUACAGGUGCAAGUCAACUUUUUAGAGAACGUUGUUACAGUGGACAACAUCCUUGUGUCUUUUGGACGGCCUCACAAUCAUAAAGGGGACUUCAUUGGUUUGGCAGCAGAAUCCUUCGUCAGAAAAGUGAAGAAAAGAUGCAGAGAUGAAGCAGCACCCAUACCCUCUAUAUAUGAUGAAGAGUUAGGAGCACUGCGGAAUGCUGACUGUGAUGACACUGUGGUAGACAUGAUUAAACAGAUCCCUACUUUUCAAUCCUGUAAGUCUGUGCUAGAGAAUGAGGACUUCCAUCGCCUUGUGAGAAGAGCUGCCGUCCUUCCCCUGGUUCCAGAUCACCGUGUUGAAGAUGUGUGGUUCCAAGCCUUAGAGGAUAAUGAUGACAAUACCGAUGCCAUUAUGCGAUUCAAGGAUUAUGUGACAGAGACGUGGGUUGAGGGACAUUUUCAUCUUUGGAACCACUUUGAUCAUGACGGUCCAAGAACCACCAACGCAGUUGAGGGAUGGCACCACAAGCUUAACAGAAUGUGCAGACGUGCCCACCCAAAUAUCUUUGUGUUCGUAGAGAUGCUAAAAAAGGAACAAGCUGCAAAUGAGGCAAAGAUCAUUCAGAUUACAGCAAGAGGUGUCGUGCGUCCCAAAAAGAAAAAAUACCGCCAGUUGGAUUCUCGUCUACAGCGUCUCAAGGACAGGAUGCGUCAAGGUCAAAUGGACAUAGUAGCAUAUGCGGAUGCAGCUUCCCAUCUAAUUCAUUUCGAGUGAACAGUGAUCAUGGUGAAAUGAUGUAAAUGUGUGGGUUUUUUUCGCGUGAACAGUAAUUUGAUUGUGAUGACUGUGGUUGUCGAUACAUGAUUUCUAUUUCAUUUGUGUCUCAUUUAUUAUCAUAUCUUACAACAUUUUAAUAUGCAACAUUAAUAAAAUAUUAUUACUUUAUACAAGCACUUUUUAUUUCAUAUCAUGUAUUUUAGAGUUGAAAUAGUAUCUACCAUAAAUGUAAUUCUAAAUUGAGAUUUCAUGUAUAUUUGCAUGAUAAAACAAAAUAACUAAAUAAAUAUUUAAUGUUUAUCAUUUGAAACUUGGUAUUUUUUUAAGGUACAUUAACGUUAAGCUAUAAUUUAAAGUAAUUGAUUUACAAAAUUAAGAUUAAAAAGACA